Messenger RNA from Thunnus maccoyii (southern bluefin tuna), 804 nucleotides. RefSeq names its product tRNA methyltransferase activator subunit 11-2 (gene trmt112). NCBI's taxonomy places the organism in Eukaryota, Metazoa, Chordata, Actinopteri, Scombriformes, Scombridae. The transcript is spliced from 4 exons. Bases 121 to 492 code for a protein of 123 amino acids. Gene Ontology annotation, biological process: rRNA (guanine-N7)-methylation; tRNA methylation; peptidyl-glutamine methylation. Gene Ontology annotation, molecular function: protein heterodimerization activity. The record is from RefSeq and is a predicted model, not a curated record.
AAAAAUAUUGGCUUCCGGUUCACAUGUACAAGCUACAGCGUGAUAAUAAGAAGACCGAAGUUAUCUGCAGACAUUUACUAGUAUCAGUUAUCUCUGAGUCUCCAGCGUCUGUCUGUAAACAUGAAGCUGCUCACGCACAACAUGUUGACGUCUCACGUGAAGGGGGUCACUAAAGGAUACCCGCUACUCAUCAAGGCAAGUGAGGUGAAGGUGAACGACUUGGAGUUCAACCCUCAGUUCAUCAGCCGGAUGAUCCCCAAGCUGGAGUGGAGCGCUCUGGUCCAAGCUGCGGAGGAGUUGGGUCAUCGACAAGACCUGCCCAGUGAGCUGGUGCCAGACUACCAGACAAACGAAGAGUUCCUGAAGAAAGUGCACAGAGCGCUAUUAGAGGUGGAGGUGAUAGAGGGCUGUCUGCAGUGCCCUGAAUCAGGACGCGAGUUCCCGAUCUCUAAAGGAAUCCCCAACAUGCUGCUGAACGAAGACGAGGUGUAGACUGACUCUCACUCCCAACCUCACUCAGACGGGACUGUGUGUGUCCAGAGAGAGAGAGAGAAGAGAGAAGAGGCUGGACUCUGGUUUGAGUUGGUGCCAUGAGAAAAUAGGCCACACUGUUUGGUUGAUUGUAGUUCUGACAUUUAAGUGGCUGAUGUUUCCUCUGGAGGAGAGAGAUUUGAAGAGUAACGGAUGGAAAUGUUCCCCUGAGAGUAACCCCCAGUGGUUUUAUCUGUAUUUAUUUUUGUAACUUUUUUGGUCUCUUUCUUUUUCAUUUUCAAUAAAACUGUCCUAAUUUCCGUGACAGCCCAA